AUGCUCUCACUCCUCGUGAUUCUGAUGGGAUGUCUGCAUGCUCCGCGGGUACGACUCCGCCCGCGACACCGAGGGCUGGGACGCCUGGGCAUGGUUCGCAGCGCUCCCGCAGCGACCGUGGUGGCCCCGAUGAGCUUCGCGACGAGGCUCGCGCCGCGGCUGCGGCGUUCACUCUGGAGAGCAUGUCCCAGAUCGACCUCAUGCCCACGUUCCCAUCGCAGGAGCUGUCAGGUGCUCCUGCUGGCAGCGGCCUCCCUCCCUGCGAGGGGGUCCCGCAAUCGUGGCCUCCGCCGCCUGCUCGAGAGGCUGAUCCUUCUCGUCUGGAUGCUCGCGGCGGCGGCGCUCAUAGGGGGCCCUCCUUGGCGUGCUGUGCGUGCUGAGGAAGCUGCGCCCGCUCCUGGAGGCCCCUCUGGUCGUGCUGCGGGGGCUUCAUCUCUGGACCCCUGGGCUGUGUCGCUGGCGCGGAAGGAGCUGCAGGCGGCUCAUGACGCGGCCUUCAAAGAGUUCCAGUCCAGCUGCAUGGCCGAGAUGUCUCGCAUCAGCAUGGCUUCGAUGCGGGCGACCCUCCCGCAAACCCUCUCCAAGGCGACGGGCCCGCUGUCCAAGCGGUUCGACGAGCGGGUGGCCCAGCGCAUGGACGCCUUCUCGGCUCGCCUGUAG
Molecule: messenger RNA, 660 nt
Organism: Prorocentrum cordatum
Lineage: Eukaryota; Dinophyceae; Prorocentrales; Prorocentraceae
Source: the annotation of a GenBank genome assembly